This is a messenger RNA of Colletotrichum navitas, 787 nucleotides long. RefSeq lists its product as uncharacterized. The record is from RefSeq and is a predicted model, not a curated record. Bases 30 to 539 code for a protein of 169 amino acids. NCBI's taxonomy places the organism in Eukaryota, Fungi, Ascomycota, Sordariomycetes, Glomerellales, Glomerellaceae. The transcript has a single exon.
ACGGCAGCUCUUGAACCACCGUUCAGGCUAUGUCGCUCGAAUCAAUCCCCUCUUCUUCAGCCUUUCAAAAGGCGAUGGAUAACAGUCCCGAAUCCGUCUUUGCAGCCUCGAAGCGCCUCUCCGAACCCGUUCCUCUCGACAAAAUGCCCGAAUGCCCCGUCUGCGCUCUCAAAGCGCGCAUGUCCCACCCCGACCGCAACCCGGCAUGCGGCCAUCAAGACUACCCCACCGACCGCCUCAUCAACCUGAUCCUCAAGUACAUUCCCCCGGGGCCGCGCCCGGUGUGGAACAAGGCCGAGGAACUCGCCAUUUGCCGCGUUGUCUCGGCCUGGUGCGGCAGGUCUGACAGCCGGCGGUUUACGACAUUGAGGCUCUGCGGCCAAUGCCACGGGAAUCACAUUGGCCAUCCUUUCCGCGACGGCUGGCUGCUCAACUCGGCGCUGCCAAGCGUGGAAGCCCCCAGAUUUGUUGUUCGUUUUUAUUUUGACCGAAGGGCAGGGAGCGUUUGGCAGACUCGUCUUGUGAAGUGGAAGAAGUAAAUGGGUUGACGUGGUGGUGUAUCUUGUAUUAUUCACUAUUAUGCUGACCCUGCUGUACACCUUCGGCACUGCUGGCAACUAGGAGCCCGCGCUUUUGCCCGGGCCUCCCGGGCCUGUUGGCAGCAACACAAUGAGGGCAUCCCCCUGCGGUAACCCUUAUCACACGGCACUGCUGAACUGACAGUGUACUGAUGUGUGAGAGUUCGACUUCGGUAUACACACAUGUUGAAUUAAAGUCAAUAGACAAG